Uloborus diversus is the source of this 1833-nucleotide messenger RNA. RefSeq lists its product as uncharacterized. Gene Ontology annotation, molecular function: serine-type endopeptidase activity. Lineage: Eukaryota; Metazoa; Arthropoda; Arachnida; Araneae; Uloboridae. Gene Ontology annotation, biological process: proteolysis. The record is from RefSeq and is a predicted model, not a curated record. The transcript has 12 exons. Bases 1 to 1833 code for a protein of 610 amino acids.
AUGUUUAUAAUUGCUGUUAUUUGUGAAAGGAAAAGCAAUCCUGAGUUACGUUUAAUGAUAGCUGAUGCAAUAGGAUCAGACAGAACAGCAGUCAUUACUGGAGUGAAAGGUGGUGUAAUAAGACUGCUUGUGCUGCAUUUAAAAAGGCCGUUGCAGUGGCUCAUAUGUCAAUUGCACGCCAAUGAGCUACCUUUACGCUAUCUGUUACGGCAUCUUGAUGGAAGUACUACAGACCCUCCACUCACCAAACAUAUACCCAAUGCGGAACUUGAGAAAGUAGCUGAAACGGGUGAUGUUAUUGAAAAAUGUGGAAAAUCAACUCAAGGACGAAUUAUUGGUGGAGAGCUAGCAAACAUAAAUGAUUAUCCUUGGCUGCUAGCCAUGCAUGUUGGAGAUGCAGAAAAAGGGUUCCGUUUUAGUUGUGGAGCAUCCCUUAUUCAUCCCAAAUGGGUUGUAACUGCAGGUCACUGUGUCCAAAACGUUCCAAAAAAUGGAUACGCAAAAGACGGACAAUGCUACACUGAGUCACACGAAGUUGCUCCCUGUUUUUAUUUGGGAGACCAAAUAAAAUUAGCUCUCUCAAGAACUCAAGGCGAAAUUCUUGAAAUUCCCGUCGCCAAAGUCAUUCCAAACCCUCAGUUUGAGCCAAAUGCCAGCCCAUAUCACCAUGAUAUAGCUCUUUUACAGUUAAGAAAAACACUAUCAUGCAACAAAUUCGUCAGCCCUGUGUGUGUUAGUGAAGGUCAAUACAUGGAUUAUCCAAACAGACCCGUUUUCUUGGCUGGAUGGGGAAAAACUGAUAAUAGUCAAAAUGGUAAAACUCCUGUAUUAAAACAAACGCCACUAGUAGUUAAGCUACAUGAAGAAUGCUAUGAAAACACAAAACUUGAGAGCGUCUUGUGUGCAACUGGAUAUCCAUUUGGCAGUACCCCCAUGCCAGAAUGUGGUAAACCAAUUAGUACGGAAAGUCUAGUUAUUGGUGGAAGUGUAGCAAAUGUAACUGAUUACCCUUGGUUGUUAGGUUUACUUGUUCAAGAUAUAGGAGUUGAACGAGGACUGUUUAAGUGUGGUGCAUCCUUGAUCCAUCCACAAUGGGCAAUAACUGCAGCACAUUGCAUAAAGAACUUCCCAGAUAAAGGAAUUUUCAAUAAAGGUAAAUGUUAUGACAAAAAUUUCAAAGCAGUGCCAUGCUUUUAUAGAGCAAACGAAACAUCACUAGCUUUCUCGAGGAGUCAAGGCGAGUCUCCUGAGAUAGGUGUCUCUAGAGUCAUCCCAUACCCCAAAUAUAAUCCAAAACGGUCCAGCUACGAUUUGGCUCUUCUACGGCUGAAAAAACCAGUCAAGUGCACCAAAGCUGUCAAUCUUGUGUGUGUCACUGAAGGCGAACGUAUGGACUAUCCCAAGAAUUUUGCUAUUACGGCUGGAUGGGGAAGAACCGAUCCCAAUAUCCUGAUACAUUUAUGCUCCAAAUUCACAGGGGAGCAUCUUUAUAGUUGCUCCUCUCUUUAUGAUAUUCAUAAUUGUGAUGACUUCCGGGCCCUAACUCCCUUUGUAGCCACUUCAUUGUUAUACUGGACAGCAAGACGCCUUAUGUUUGAAAGAACGAUGGUGGGCGGUGAUUCUGGAGGACCUCUGAUGUACAGCGAUGGAAGACUUUGUUACAUAACUGGAUUACUUUCGCGUGGAGAUCUACAAUGUGGAAUCACUAGUAAAGCAUUUUUUACUAAGAUUUCUGAUUUCCUAAGCUGGAUUCACAGAUACGUACCGUUAAAUGAAGUUCGUAAAGCGACCCAAAGAAAGCUUAGAAUACGCAAGAAGAAUAGAAAUGAAUGA